AUGGUCGUGCCUGCACAAAUACAUUCUAAUAUAUCCUUAGACAAACUUGAAGUAUCAUUAAUAGCACAUGUAUACGAUAAUCGAAUAGAGAUCCGUAACUUGGAUGGUACGGACGAUCUUACUUUAGAAAACUACCGAUGGUAUGAAGGCUGUGCGGUGGUUAGUUACGAGGACCAUCGAGUUUCUCCGACUUGCACGGGUAGACGGACUUUGUUAAGACCGUCGUCUGCCUCGAUUUGGGAGGACAUAUUACGGCUAAACCUUGAAUAUGGCGGUACAUGGACUGUAGAAGAUGCUAUUCAACUCGAAUCCAAAUUACUUUUGGCGUUAUAUCCAAAUCUCGAUUUGGAGGUCAUGAAGCCUCCGUUGCCUCCAUUAGAUUCUGAAGAAAUAAAAAGGCAUAAUGUUAAUAGCAUGAAAACGCCAAUGACAAAUGGUAUAAUCAGAGAACCUUAUCGUCGUAUAAGGAUGCGGAGGGGCGCAAAGAGAAAGCUGAACUCGUACGAGAUGGAACAAGAAGCCGCCAAGCAGGCAGAAUACGAGAACUUGAUGUAUACAAUGGAUCCCAGAUACGGACGUGAGUUCAUACCAACCUUCCGUCAAAUUAAAUAUUUUAAUACGGAUCCUACGGACCCGUAUACAAUAAGAAAAAAGCGACGAUUGACAGAAUUUAUUGUGGAAGAAGGGCGAAAUAUUAAUAAGAAGAAAGCAGAAACCACCACGCUCAUUAGAUGGAUGAGAUACGAGCGGGGAGUUCAUGAUAUGCCUGAGACAACGAGAACAACACGAGAGGUGACGGUGCACUCGCUCAUAAACGUCUUACGGGAUACAAAUAGCAAAUUCGAAAUCCAUGUAUACAUAGUGUCACAAACGGACUUUCCAGAGGAUACAAACGACUAUGAUGAAUUCUGCGGGAAAGUCGACCAGAAAGAGUUCAGAGAAAUACUAGACGAACGACGGGUAAACGCGAGAAAUAAAUACGACGACGAGAGUACUUAUAGAGCUGGUCUUAAAUCAUUUAUGACGCUUUAUGCUCUAGAAGGUAAUGUGCUGGUCGCAGACUCGCAAGGACGAACAGAUCCUGAUCACGACAUUGUAGGCGCCAUGCAAACAUUAGUGCCAAGAGGACUAUCAUAUAUUCAAAAGACUGUGGUAUCACCAGAACUUACUAAUCCAGUGAAACUUCUUGAAAAUCACUGGAUAAAUCAGGCAGCUUUGGAUCAAACAGCAAAUGAGAAACAAGAGCUUGUUUACAAAUACGACGAAGACGGGACCACCAAAGAGAUUGGCAUAUCAUCUAUCCAAAAUGUUUAUAGUGCCGCGAGUAUAGCAUACCAAAACUUUGUGAAACAACAUCCAAAUGGUCGUGUUGGCAAUCAGCAGCCUAACCAUAUUCAUCCAGUGCCGCCUGGACAAACACCACGAGCUAUUCAGAGACCACCAACGUCAAUACAGCUGCCACCAAGACAGUUGCCUGCACUCACUCAACAGCCACCAAAUCACCAAGUUCCAGUACAAGCAUCUCAAAAUCCUGUGCAAGUGUCUCAGCCACAACCCUCAAAUGCUACUCGUUCUCCAAAAGGGAUUAGAGUACAACCACAGCUUAUAAGCGGGGGUGCAGUUGGUGUUGGUCGUCCGCAACCGCCAUUGCUUCAACGAUCACAACAACCAAGCGGUCCUGUUGCCUCAACUAUAGGUAUACAGAGACCAAUACAGCUGCCGAAUGGUGGUCCCCCACAAUCACAGAGCCAGCAAGGUCCACAGCAAAUACAGCAGCCGAUUCAACCUCCCCAACAGCCUCUACCUCAUGAAAGAUUAAUGUUACCUGGUGGCGGUAUAAACAACAACGUUCAGCACCCUUCGCAACGUCCUAAUCCACAGCCUUCCGCACAACCACUUUCUCGGUCCAACUCACACACGCCAGUCCAGUCACCGGCAGAUGCUCCACGGCAGGUUGGAACACCUGUGCAACAACAUCAGAUUAUACCCACUACACCUCGGCGAAGGCGAUCACAAUCUCCGCAAAUACGGCCCCCUAUUGCACAAACACCACCACAAAACCAACUGGUCAAUCCAAUUGUAACUGCUCAACCAUCAAUUCAAACACCAAUGCAAGGCCAACCACCUCAAACGCCGAUACAACAACCUAUCCGUAGACCCGCACAGACUUCACAACAAUAUAUUCAUCAAAUUUUGACACAGAGAAGAGGACAAAGGCCUCCUAUGCAAAUGAGACCUCCUAUAAGACAACCGGUAAACCUGCCUGGGGGUUCCCUAAGUUAUGCAGACGUACAUUUUCGUAUUAAUCCAGCUGCUCAACAAGGAAAAGUGCAUCCUAUUCAACAACUACCAAACCAAUCGAACAUUUCCAUCAAUCAGGCUGCUGCUUUUGCAAAUGCUCAACAGAUACGAAUACCACAGCAAACGCACAACGGAGGCUUGACAGCAUCUGCUCAGACUUUUGUUAGUUCUUCACCGCGACAAGCACCAGUGGUACCACAACAACCUCGUCAGACACCACAAUCUCAUCCGCAGACGCCAGUCAUUAGUCCAGCUUCGAUCAAUUCUAGUGGAACGCCAUUUAUUUCUCCGACUCGGCAGCGACCUGUACAAAUACAGGCACCACAACCUAUGACGAGUCCCGCUACACGAGUUCAAGUCCUCCCGAACGCUAAUCCUCAGGCCACUAAUUUCCAGUUAUCUGGUAAUAUGCCAAUGGUAUCUAAUAUGAGACCACAUAAUAUCGUUUUGAUGCGUUCUGCGCCUAACGGUGCUGAUGUAGUACUUAAUCAACCAGGGUCAUCCCUUGUUUUGCCUUGGGCACAGCAACCUGGCUUAUUUGCACAGGCUCAAGCACGCUGGUAUGAGCCGCAGGGGGCAGCCAAAGAUGCCUUGACAUACAGUACCUCGAAGGCUCAGCUAAGGGGUCAGACAUCCCAGAAACAAAUGAUAUCACAUGCACCAGUCGUCGUUGUCGUUGAUGACCAGUUUAUUAAAAGUGAGAAUAUCACUUAUUGUGGAGAUAAGGUUAGAUAA
Messenger RNA from Paraglomus brasilianum, 3036 nucleotides. Lineage: Eukaryota; Fungi; Glomeromycota; Glomeromycetes; Paraglomerales; Paraglomeraceae. The record is from the annotation of a GenBank genome assembly.